AUGACAUUAUUCGCUCUUAGCCUUUUAAUAACAGCGCCUUUCCUGGUGUUGUCAAGCCGCUGCAGUACACCACCAUGUGGUCGCGUUGAGAAUCACAGUCCAUGGCCAUUGGACUGGGCUGAAUUUGAUGGACUGAAAGUUUUUUGGAAUAGUGACGGAGGUUCAGCCCCAAACACUGGCACAGUACCCUGCUCCAUUGACACCCUGUCCCCUGGUAGCGGCAAGGGUGGCUUUUUCAAUGAUGGUAUUGAUGUUGACGGAUAUAUCGACAGGGACUAUAUUGUCAAGUUUCGUUGGGAUGGAGUAACUAUGGGCGUCCUAAAGGGUCAGUGGACUAAAAUUUCAAGCAGUCAGACUGCGUUGUGUGAUGGUAGUAGCAGUGGAACGGCGGGCUUGGAACGAUGGAUGGAUGCGCCUGGCAGCCAGGCAUUGGGUUAUGCCUCUUUCCGAAAGAGUUAUGUCCGCCAAUCGGUGUACACCAAACCCUCGCGCUUUCCAGCGAUUGAUCUGCUAGUGGAGCAGCAUCACAUGACUCAAGGCUCACGUUCGCCGGCAAUGUGUGCACAGUACACCCUGUUUCACGGGACUCUAUUCCCACCCAUGCGAAUAUUGCCAGCCUCUUUGACCACCUACAUAUGUUAUUUUGGUUUCGUCCCGAUAUUUUGCCAUAGCAAACACCCCAUUCCGGCUGCCACAUCCACGGCCCAGGCCACGCCCCCGUGCCGGGCCCGAGAUCAUCAAGGGUUAAUCUAUCCAGGUUCCGCAAACGGAGGAACGCUAAUAGUCUGGUGGUCUGAUAUUGAUAGUCUAUUACACAUUGAUAGAGUCAUAUUCGUGUUUUGCAAACUUUAUGUCUCUGAACGAUAUCAGCGCCCCAAGGAGUGCCCAUGUUCGUCAGGGAAUGGUGUUUAUAAAACGGCACUAAGCCGAAGUUCCCAAACUGCAAUUUUUUUUCGAGUGUCCAGCAAGGCUAGUUAG
Aspergillus niger is the source of this 978-nucleotide messenger RNA. RefSeq lists its product as hypothetical. The record is from RefSeq and is a predicted model, not a curated record. The coding region runs from base 1 to 978 and encodes 325 amino acids. The transcript is spliced from 5 exons. NCBI's taxonomy places the organism in Eukaryota, Fungi, Ascomycota, Eurotiomycetes, Eurotiales, Aspergillaceae.